AUGGUAUUGGGUACCUGUGUAUUAGGGGUGUGAGUUUCUGGGAGGGCUGGGCAGCUCUCUUUGCCAUAUAGCUCAGAUUAGUGCAAUUGGUUGCUUGUGGGGAGCUCAUGGUUGGGGGUGUUUGGUUGAUUAGAAUCAGCAUGGGGGAAUGGAUCUCUCCUUAUUCCUGGACUUCCUAUGUAGCCAGCGCAUUCAGCUGCCAGUGGAUUCUGAGAUCUUACUGCAGUAUGAAAUACUUCCUUAUCCUGGUCUCGUGUACGAUUGUUGUGUUUUUGGCCUCCAAGCACUGGCAAAGGCUAGCUGAAAAUCAGAUCAAGGGAGAGAUUUCACAGGCUCGGUCUGAGAUGAAACUUCUGUCACCAGAAAAAUACAAGUCCUUGUUUACCUACAAUGGAAUUUGGCUAGCUCCAAAGAAUCAGUGCGAGUGUGUCAAAACUGACCAUGUGCAUGUCUACCAGAUGGAAGACUAUAUCAAUAAGAAAUAUCUUGCCUCAAUUAAAAAGAGGCGACAAAGGGAGUUGGAACACUAUCAGAAAAGAUACCCCUCAAUGACUCAAGAUCUAGUAAUAGCCAAACCAAACGUGCCAUUAAGCUAUCCUAUUCAAGGACUAGAGGUGAUGCCACUACACACAAUUAUGAUUCCAGGGCUUGCUUUGCAUGGAGUGACUGAAGAAAAGUACCAGGUGAUCCUGCGAGCAUCUCUGGGAACCCUCAAUACGCUUGCUGAUGUCUCUGAUGUUGUGAGUGGACGGGGAGAGAAAGAGCUGAUCAUCUUGACCUCAGAUGUGGAGCUGCUGAAUUUCAUCCUUGAGCAUGUCACGUACACCAGUGUGGUCUACCAGCUCAGUGCAGUAGAUAUGAUGAGUUUCGAGAGCAGACAUCAUGUUGCUCAGUUUCCUGUGAUCAUCCGACAGCCCGGCCUUCCAAAGUUGUUUGAUCCUGGAGCAGAUAGGAAGAUCAGCUCCCUGGUGACUAUCACGACAAAGACUUUCUUGCGCUAUCACAAACUUCGGCUCCUCAUCAAGAGCAUCCGACGGUACUACCCUGACAUAAAAAUCAUUGUCGCCGAUGACAGCGAAGUCCCAGAGAAGAUCAUCGAUGAGAAUGUUGAGCAUUACAUCAUGCCUUUUGGAAAGGGUUGGUUUGCCGGAAGGAAUCUUGCAAUAUCUCAGGUCACAACCAAGUACUAUCUCUGGGUUGACGAUGACUUCUUAUUCACUGAAAACACCAAAAUUGAGAAACUAUUGGAUGUGCUGGAGAGGACAAACUUGGAUAUGGUUGGAGGCAGCGUGAAUGGGAACACCUACAGUUUUCAGCUGCUCUAUGAUCAGGGUGAUGACAGCGGCUGUCUGCAUUUGAGAUACGGUUCCUUCCACAAGUUGGAAGGGUUCCCCAACUGCGUGGUCACCAGUGGCGUGGUCAACUUCUUCCUGGCCCAUACAGACAAAAGCAGACACGUUGGCUAUGACCCUCUUCUGCAAAGAGUAGCUCACUCAGAAUUUUUCAUGGAUGGACUGGGCAUCUUGCUUGUCGGUUCCUGCACUGAUGUUUCUAUCGGUCACCAAGAACAUAAUCCCGCAUCUGAUCCCAACCUGACUAAGGUAGAAGACCAAUAUAAAAGGUUCCGGACCAACACUCAAGCACAGGUGCAAUUUAAGCUAUCUUUGCACUACUUCAAAAACCGACUGAAAUGCUACUCAACAGGAUAACCCUUUUACCCUGUCGUGUACAAUUCCUACGGUAACCUCCCUGAUGCCCACGGCAGGAGUACGCUCUGGGCUUCAGCCUAAUUGCCUUAUUUGUGCCACACUGGAUGCCUUCCUUUUGCACCUACCUUUCUAUAAAAACUUUUUCAUGGGCUGAAUUUGGACUUCUGGAAUCUCUUGGCCCAAACUUGAAAUGGAUAAUGCAGUCGCAUGUGUUAUCUGCACUUGGGCCCUGCUCCAGGCCUUGCAUGGUGUUUUCUUCAUUGCAAAGUUUCUCUGAUCAUAGAGUGAGGCAGCUUGAUUAAUAAUGAGCCAGAUUCAUCAUGGCCCUGCACUGUGUUCUUUCCAGCCAGUGCAGAGUGAAGGGGGAUGGGGUGGGGUAGAAUUCCUACUGGUUUGAUCUGGUAGCACUCCACAUCCUCCCUGCAUUUGGAUGGAUUAUCAGGGAUGCACAGACUGUCUGACUUCCUUCUUGGAGGAGUAACUGGAAUGAGUGUUCUCAAGUUGAGAGCAAGAAGCACAAUGACUUUCAUGUAUAGACUGAAGUGCUUGGUUUAUCCUAAAUGGAGUUAGUAUGUUGCCUCUGCAAUAUCUGUUGAGACCUU
Molecule: messenger RNA, 2311 nt
Organism: Dermochelys coriacea (leatherback sea turtle)
Lineage: Eukaryota; Metazoa; Chordata; Testudines; Dermochelyidae
Product: beta-1,4 N-acetylgalactosaminyltransferase 2-like
Exons: 11
Coding region: 108-1709 (533 amino acids)
Biological process (GO): UDP-N-acetylglucosamine metabolic process; UDP-N-acetylgalactosamine metabolic process
Cellular component (GO): Golgi membrane
Molecular function (GO): hexosyltransferase activity
Source: RefSeq, a predicted model, not a curated record